Eurypyga helias (sunbittern) is the source of this 1117-nucleotide messenger RNA. Its product is annotated as ERO1-like protein beta. Gene Ontology annotation, molecular function: protein-disulfide reductase activity; thiol oxidase activity; FAD binding. Lineage: Eukaryota; Metazoa; Chordata; Aves; Eurypygiformes; Eurypygidae. The record is from RefSeq and is a predicted model, not a curated record. Gene Ontology annotation, cellular component: endoplasmic reticulum; endoplasmic reticulum membrane. The annotation marks the transcript as partial. Gene Ontology annotation, biological process: protein folding in endoplasmic reticulum. The transcript has 6 exons.
GUCUUUGUCUUGAGAAGAGAGUGUUUUACAAACUCAUUUCUGGACUUCAUGCUAGCAUUAACUUGCAUCUGUGUGCAAAUUAUCUUCUUGAAGAAACCUGGGGGAAGCCUCGCUGGGGACCGAACGUGAAAGAGUUCACUCGCCGCUUCGACCCUACUGAAACAAAAGGAGAAGGGCCGAGGAGGCUCAAGAACUUGUAUUUCUUGUAUUUGAUAGAGCUGCGUGCUUUGUCAAAGGUUGCGCCGUACUUUGAGCGUUCGGUUGUUGACCUUUACACUGGAAACGGCCAUGAGGAUGCUGAAUCUAAAGCUCUCUUACUAGACAUCUUCAGGGAUACAAAGUCCUUUCACAUGCACUUCGAUGAAAAGUCCAUGUUUGCUGGAGAUAAAAAGGGAGCUAAGUCUUUAAAGGAAGAAUUCCGAUUGCAUUUCAAGAACAUAUCCCGCAUAAUGGAUUGUGUUGGGUGUGACAAAUGCAGGCUGUGGGGCAAACUGCAGACUCAAGGCUUAGGAACUGCUCUGAAGAUCUUGUUCUCUGAAAAAGAAAUACAGAGCCUUCCUGAGAACAGCCCAUCUAAAGGUUUUCAACUCACACGUCAAGAAAUAGUUGCUCUUGUGAACGCCUUUGGAAGGCUUUCCACAAGUAUAAGGGAGCUGCAGAAUUUUAAAGUUUUAUUACAACAAACUAGGUAAUGAAGGCCUUUGCACAACCCAUUAGUGAAGACCGUUUACGGGACUGCAAUUGAGCAGGAGGAACUGAUCCUUACAGGACUCGCAUGAACUGAUACAAAGGAAAAGCAAAUACCAACUUGAAUAUUUAUGUUUAAACCCGGAAUAGUUACUAAUUAGAUAUUUAUGAAUGAAAUAUAUAGUUUUUAAAGGUGUAAAUUAUGCUGAUCUGUUAAUUUUUAAAGUUCUCUGCUCACAGUUCUGUAGUGCUGAAACUUCAUAUAUUUUCUUUAUUUCCUUGUCUUUCUGAGACAGUUGUUUUAUAUGGAAACAUCCGUACCUCCACCCUGACUGGGCCUGUCCUGAGAGAGGUGGUUUACCUCUUGUCUCUCCCCAGUGCUGAGCUUCAGUAUAUUCUGAGGACUGGGGGUGCUGGUUCUGGCUGUCUA